Mesocricetus auratus (golden hamster) is the source of this 1033-nucleotide messenger RNA. RefSeq names its product chromosome unknown C11orf91 homolog (gene CUNH11orf91). The record is from RefSeq and is a predicted model, not a curated record. Lineage: Eukaryota; Metazoa; Chordata; Mammalia; Rodentia; Cricetidae. The transcript is spliced from 2 exons. Bases 84 to 668 code for a protein of 194 amino acids.
AAUCUCCGAAUUCCACAAGACACGGGGCUUUGGCGCGCGUCUCCCGGCGCGGGGUUCCUCUCACGCAGCCUCCCAUUCAAAAGAUGCCGAAGGGGCGGCGCGGCAGCCAGAACCCCAAGAUGAGCCAGCGGCCGGCCCCACCCCUCUACUUCCCGUCUCUCUACGACCGGGGCAUCUCGUCGUCUCCGCUGAGCGACUUUAACAUCUGGAAGAAGCUCUUUGUGCCGCUGAAGGCGGGCGGGGCGCCGGCGGCAGGGGUGGCGGGGAUAGCGGGAGUCCGACCCCUGCCCCUGGCACCCCCAGUCACGGUGCCGCCGCCGCCGCCUGGCUUGGGUCCCCCCAGCGAGCGCCCGUGCCCUCCGCCUUGGCCGUCCGGCCUGGCCCCUAUCCCCUACGAGCCUCUGCGCUUUUUCUACUCGCCGCCGCCGGGACCCGAGAUGGCAACUUCAGCCCUGGUCCCCGGCUCCACGACCCCCUGGCUCGCCUCCGCCUCCCACCCUGAGGAGCUGUGCGAGCUAGAGAUCCGGAUUAAGGAGCUGGAGCUGCUCACCAUCACUGGAGACGGCUUCGACUCCCAGCGCUAUAAAUUCCUGAAGGCGCUGAAAGAUGAAAAAUUACAAGGACUGAAGACGACCAGGCAACCUGGAAAGUCGGCCUCCGUCUCCUGAGGAGCUGCCCUCCAGGGCUGGGCAGCCACCUCCUUAGGUGUUAGUGCUUAGAUAAUGUGUCCUGUUUGUUGUCAUUUCAAAGAUGGUUAUUUUCUGUUCUGUAUUUACUCCUGUUAUUGUUGCUCCCAGCACAUCCUCACAUACAGUGCCCACUUGCAUGGUAAAUCUCAUGGCCUCUCUUCUCUCUGCUGAUGCUGGGGGACCUCCCUCUUGGGAUGUAGAGUUGCUAUCUGGCCCCCUCUUCAGAGUCUCCUGUGGCUCAAGGAGGGGACCCAAGACUGCUACUGCCAGGCCCACCAGACUGGCCCAUGUGUGGGAGAGACUCAGAGCAUGGACAAUAAAUACUGGCCUGAUGUUGCCUCUCA